Cucurbita maxima (winter squash) is the source of this 2291-nucleotide messenger RNA. RefSeq names its product acetolactate synthase 3, chloroplastic-like. Lineage: Eukaryota; Viridiplantae; Streptophyta; Magnoliopsida; Cucurbitales; Cucurbitaceae. Gene Ontology annotation, molecular function: acetolactate synthase activity; magnesium ion binding; flavin adenine dinucleotide binding. The record is from RefSeq and is a predicted model, not a curated record. The transcript has a single exon. Gene Ontology annotation, cellular component: acetolactate synthase complex. The coding region runs from base 63 to 2060 and encodes 665 amino acids. Gene Ontology annotation, biological process: L-valine biosynthetic process.
CGAACCACUACUUCAUACACCAAUUCUCUGCUGCUUGAUCCCUCAUCGCCUCAUCCUUCACCAUGUCAUCAAUGGCGGCGGCUACAUCUCCCUGCGCCUCCAAAUCCUUCUCCAAAUCCUCCUCCUUUAUUCUUCCUAAACCCUUCUCCAGAUUCGAUCUUUCAUUUUCCCCUCUUCCUCGCAAUCCCAUUUUUCGCCGUCCUCUUCGCAUCUGCAGCAGCUCUCUCUCAAAUCCUUCCCCAAAACCUUCCUCCACCACAGCCUCCGCCCUUGCUGUCGACACUUCCACCAUCCCCACUCCUGAGAUUUUCGUCUCUCGAUUCGCCCCUGAUGAACCCAGAAAAGGCGCCGAUAUCCUCGUCGAGGCUCUCGAGCGCCAAGGCGUCACCGAUGUCUUUGCUUACCCCGGCGGCGCGUCCAUGGAGAUCCAUCAGGCCCUCACGCGCUCCCCCACCAUCCGUAACGUUCUCCCUCGCCACGAACAGGGCGGGGUAUUCGCCGCCGAGGGUUACGCUCGCUCCUCUGGCCUUCCCGGCGUUUGCAUUGCAACUUCCGGCCCCGGCGCCACCAAUCUGGUCAGCGGCCUUGCCGAUGCCCUCCUCGACAGCGUUCCGUUGGUGGCCAUUACAGGGCAAGUUCCGAGGAGAAUGAUCGGUACCGAUGCGUUUCAGGAAACUCCCAUCGUAGAGGUAACACGCUCUAUUACAAAGCACAAUUAUCUGGUUCUUGAUGUAGAUGACAUUCCUAGGAUUGUGAGCGAGGCAUUUUUUCUCGCAAUUUCUGGUCGUCCUGGUCCUGUUCUUAUUGAUAUUCCCAAAGACGUUCAGCAACAGCUCGCGAUUCCUAAUUGGAAUCGGCCCAUGAAAUUACCUGGUUACUUGUCUAGAUUACCUAAGCCUCCCAUUGAUUUGCAUUUGGAACAAAUUGUGCGAUUGAUCUCUGAAUCUAAGAAGCCUGUUCUUUACGUGGGUGGAGGGUGUUUGAAUUCGUCAGAGGAGCUGCGGCGGUUUGUCGAGCUGACCGGGAUUCCAGUGGCCAGCACUCUGAUGGGUCUUGGGGCUUUUCCUUGCUCCGAUGACUUGUCUCUGCAAAUGCUGGGAAUGCACGGGACAGUUUAUGCCAACUAUGCUGUGGAUAAAGCGGACCUGUUGCUUGCAUUUGGAGUGCGAUUUGAUGACCGUGUGACAGGGAAACUUGAGGCCUUUGCAAGCCGUGCGAAGAUUGUUCAUAUCGAUAUCGAUUCUGCCGAGAUUGGGAAGAACAAGCAGCCCCAUGUAUCGGUCUGUGGCGAUGUGAAGUUGGCCUUGCAGGGAAUGAAUUGUUUACUUGAGAAGGUUGAGAAGCCUCACUUUGAAUUCUCUGCGUGGAGAGAGGAGCUGAAUGAGCAGAAAUCGAAGUAUCCAUUGACUUUCAAGACAUUUGAUGAGGCCAUUCCUCCACAGUAUGCAAUUCAAGUUCUUGAUGAGCUAACCAAUGGCGAGGCCAUCGUAAGCACAGGGGUGGGGCAGCAUCAGAUGUGGGCAGCUCAGUUCUACAAGUACAAGAAGCCACGCCAGUGGUUAACCUCUGGCGGGUUAGGUGCAAUGGGCUUUGGACUGCCUGCAGCGAUGGGGGCAGCAGUAGCAAAUCCAGGCGCGAUAGUCGUUGACAUCGACGGGGAUGGGAGUUUCAUGAUGAAUGUCCAAGAACUGGCAACAAUCAGUGUUGAGAAACUUCCCGUGAAGAUCCUGCUGCUGAACAACCAGCAUCUGGGCAUGGUUGUGCAGUGGGAGGAUCGGUUCUACAAAGCCAACAGAGCUCAUACAUACCUGGGAGACCCAUCAAACGAAUCUGAGAUAUUCCCCAACAUGUUGAAGUUUGCAGAGGGAUGCGGGAUCCCGGCAGCACGUGUGACGAAGAGGGCGGAGUUAAGAGCAGCAAUGAAGAAGAUGCUGGAGACGGAAGGGCCUUACCUGUUGGAUGUGAUCGUACCACAUCAGGAACAUGUGCUGCCGAUGAUUCCCAGUGGUGGUGCUUUCAAAGAUGUGAUCACAGAGGGAGAUGGAAGAUGCGCAUACUAAUAAUAUGAAUAAUAUAUCAUCAUCCUUGUCACGCCACCAGAUUACGUUCUCUCCCCCAUGUACAUUAUUGUUUCUUCUCAUUUUAGUUUGUUUUGGUAAGCUUCUUCUUGUUGCGCUUUGUCUUAGAAACAGUGUUGUUGUUGUAAGAGUUCCUUCUCCCUAAUUUAUGCUUUGUUGCCGAACCCUAGUUUUGAAUUUUGGUAUUCAAUACAAUAAAAGAUUGUCGCCAAA